This is a messenger RNA of Chroicocephalus ridibundus (black-headed gull), 7991 nucleotides long. It is a transcript of the gene RIMS2, whose product is annotated as regulating synaptic membrane exocytosis 2. Lineage: Eukaryota; Metazoa; Chordata; Aves; Charadriiformes; Laridae. Gene Ontology annotation, molecular function: transmembrane transporter binding; small GTPase binding. The coding region runs from base 83 to 5299 and encodes 1738 amino acids. Gene Ontology annotation, cellular component: presynaptic membrane; cytoskeleton of presynaptic active zone. Gene Ontology annotation, biological process: regulation of membrane potential; intracellular protein transport; regulation of synaptic vesicle exocytosis. The record is from RefSeq and is a predicted model, not a curated record. The transcript has 35 exons.
CGGCGGCCGCUCCCGCUGGUGCCGCCGCGGCCGCUGGAGUCAGGGCAGCGCUUCCCGUCGCGGCGGUGAGCUCCCACCAAACAUGUCGGCUCCCGCCGGGCCCCGGGGCGGCCCCGCUCCUCCUCAGCCUCCGCCGGCUCCUCAGCCCGAGAUGCCCGACCUCAGCCACCUCACGGAGGAAGAGCGGAAGAUCAUUCUGGCCGUCAUGGACCGCCAGAAGAAGGAAGAGGAGAAGGAGCAAUCCGUGCUCAAAAAAUUACAUCAGCAGUUUGAAAUGUAUAAGGAGCAAGUGAAGAAGAUGGGUGAAGAAUCACAACAGCAGCAGGAGCAGAAGGGUGAUGCCCCAACCUGUGGCAUCUGCCACAAAACAAAAUUUGCUGAUGGCUGUGGCCAUAACUGUUCAUAUUGCCAAACUAAAUUCUGUGCACGCUGUGGAGGAAGAGUGUCUUUACGGUCAAAUAAGGAGGACAAAGUGGUAAUGUGGGUAUGUAACUUGUGCCGAAAACAACAAGAAAUCCUCACAAAAUCAGGAGCCUGGUUUUAUAACAGUGGAUCAAAUGCACCACAGCAGCCUGACCAAGAAGGUGUUAGAGGUCUACGGAACGAGGAAGCACCUCAAGAGAAAAAAGCAAAGCUGCAGGAGCAUUCACAGUACCAAGGACCGUCAGGUGAUGUAUCCACACAAGUUUUGGACAAAAGCAGACCUCAAGGGCUCACAAGACAAGACUCAAUUAAGAAUGGUUCAGGAGUAAAGCAUCAAGUAACAAGUGAUACAACAUCAGACAGGAAAAGAAGCCCAUCAAUAUCAAGAGAACAGAACAGAAGAUACGACCAAAGGGACGAGAGAGACGAAUAUUCACAGUAUGCUACAUCAGACAGUGCGAUGCCCAGGUCACCAUCAGAUUAUUCAGAUAGGCGGUCACAGCGCGGGCCUCAGUUAUAUGAAGAACCUGAACUGGGUGAUUAUAGAGAUUCCAACAGAAGGAGUCGCAGGCGUUCCAAGGAGUAUCCGGUAGAAGAGGAAGAUGCACAAAACAGGGAAGAAUAUGAAAGGCAGCGGAGGGAAGAGGAAUACCAGGCACGAUACCGAAGUGAUCCUAAUUUGGCUCGUUAUCCUGUCAAGCCACAACCGUAUGAGGAACAAAUGCGUAUCCACGCUGAAGUGUCCCGAGCACGUCAUGAACGGAGACAUAGUGAUGUCUCAUUGGCAAAUACCGAGUUGGAAGAUUCUCGGAUGUCUAUGCUGAGGAUGGAACGACCGUCAAGACAAAGAUCAGUGUCUGAGCGCAGGGCUGCCAUGGAAAAUCAACGUUCAUACUCUAUGGAAAGAACUCGAGAGGCUCAGGGACCAAGUCCCAAUCGUCAGAGGACCACAAAUCAUAGUCCUCCUACACCUAGGAGGAGUCCGAUUCCUCUGGAAAGACCAGACAUGAGGCGCUCUGAUUCAUUACGGAAACAACACCAUUUGGAUCCCAACUCUGCUGUACGGAAAACAAAACGUGAAAAGAUGGAGACCAUGUUACGGAAUGAUUCACUCAGUUCAGACCAGUCUGAAUCUGUCAGACCUCCACCACCAAAGCCCCAUAAAACUAAAAAAGGAGGUAAAAUGCGCCAGGUUUCACUAAGUAGUUCAGAAGAAGAAUUGGCGUCCACUCCAGAGUACACAAGUUGUGAUGAUGUAGAGAUUGAAAGUGAAAGUGUUAGUGAAAAAGGGGACAGUCAAAGGGGAAAAAGAAAAACUAGUGAGCAGGCAGUUUUGUCGGAUUCUAACACCUUAUCCCAGAGGCAAAAGAAAAUGGUGUGCUUUGGUGGCCACUCUUUGGAAGAGGACUUGGAAUGGUCUGAGCCUCAGAUAAAAGACUCUGGGGUAGAUACGUGUAGUAGCACAACUCUAAACGAGGAACAUAGCCAUAGCGAGAAGCAUCCUGUAACUUGGCAACCAUCCAAAGACGGCGAUCGUCUCAUUGGUCGGAUUUUGUUAAAUAAGCGACUAAAAGAUGGCAGUGUGCCUAGAGACUCGGGAGCAAUGCUUGGAUUGAAGGUAGUAGGAGGAAAGAUGACUGAAUCAGGUCGACUCUGCGCAUUUAUCACCAAAGUUAAAAAAGGAAGCUUAGCUGAUACAGUGGGGCAUCUUAGACCAGGUGAUGAAGUAUUAGAAUGGAAUGGAAGGCUACUACAAGGAGCCACAUUUGAGGAGGUGUAUAACAUCAUUUUAGAAUCCAAACCUGAGCCACAAGUGGAGCUUGUUGUUUCAAGACCAAUAGGGGACAUUCCCAGAAUACCUGACAGCACACAUGCACAGCUGGAGUCCAGUUCUAGUUCAUUUGAAUCUCAAAAAAUGGACCGACCUUCUAUUUCAGUGACUUCUCCUAUGAGUCCUGGCAUGUUAAGGGAUGUUCCACAGUUCUUGUCUGGACAACUUUCAAGCCAAAGCCUUAGUAGAAGAACAACGCCUUUUGUUCCUAGGGUUCAGAUAAAACUGUGGUAUGACAAGGUUGGUCAUCAGUUAAUAGUGACAAUAUUGGGAGCAAAGGAUCUUCCUUCAAGGGAAGAUGGGAGGCCAAGGAAUCCUUAUGUUAAAAUUUACUUUCUUCCAGACAGAAGCGAUAAAAAUAAAAGAAGAACAAAAACAGUAAAGAAAACAUUGGAACCUAAGUGGAAUCAGACAUUCAUUUAUUCCCCAGUUCAUCGGAGAGAGUUUAGAGAACGAAUGUUAGAAAUUACUCUUUGGGACCAAGCACGAGUUCGAGAGGAAGAAAGUGAAUUUUUAGGAGAGAUUCUUAUCGAGUUAGAGACAGCAUUACUAGAUGAUGAACCUCACUGGUACAAACUUCAAACACAUGAUGUCUCUUCAUUGCCACUUCCCCAUCCCUCACCAUAUUUGCCACGCAGACAACUCCAUGGCGAGAGUCCCACACGGAGGUUACAAAAUAAAGGCUUAUAUUCAUAUAAUUCAGGGUCCAAAAGAAUCAGCGACAGUGAAGUGUCUGAUUAUGACUGUGAUGAUGGAAUUGGUGUUGUUUCAGAUUAUCGACAUAAUGGGAGAGAUCUUCAAAGUUCAACGUUAUCAGUGCCAGAACAAGUUAUGUCAUCUAAUCAUUGCUCGCGAUCAGGGUCCCCUCACCGUGGAGAUAGUAUAGGACGGACUAGAUCGUGGUCUCCCAGUGUCCCUCCCCCACAAAGUCGGAAUGUGGAUCAGGGACCACGAGGGACUCGAUCUACUCCUGCGCAUUACAAUACCCUGAACCGAAUGGAUAGACACCGUGUAAUAGAUGACCACUACUCCCCGGACAGAGAGAGGAGGACUAGGCAGGAGAGAAGAGUGCCUAAUUCAUAUUAUGACGACACAACCUAUACUCCUGAAAGGUGGUACAAUGGUGCAAGUUCAUGGGCAGAUCAUGUAGUCAAUGGUUCAGCUGAAAAUUACGGGAAUUGUGAAGCAGCAGAUAGACAGCCAUAUCAAAGAUCCAGAUCAACAGAGCAACGUCCUAUGCUAGAGCGGACCAGCUCCCGCUCCCGAUCCACAGAGCGUCCUGACUCAAACCUCAUCAGGUCGAUGCCUUCAUUAAUGACUGGAAGAUCUGCCCCUCCUUCACCUGCCUUACCGAGGUCACAUCCUCGAACUGGAUCUGUUCAGACAAGUCCAUCAAGUACUCCAGUAGUAGGGCGAAGGGGCAGGCAGUUGCCGCAGCUGCCACCAAAGGGGACGUUGGAGAGAAACAAUGGAGACAAGGAGAUAGAAUCUUAUGAAGAAGAAGCGGAAUCAUCAAGGAGAAGAAACUCAGAAGAAAAGAAAACAGAUCCAGAGAAUGGGGAUACAGGUGCAAUGGAUGUAGAAGAGAGGAAUCGCCAAAUGAAAAUGAGCAAGUACAAACAGGUAGCAGGAUCGGAUUCCAGGCUGGAACAAGAUUAUCAUUCUAAGUAUCGGUCAGGACGGGAUCCUCAGCGAGGCUCAGACAAUGUUUCCAAUAAGUCUUCAGACAGCGACGUCAGUGACGUCUCCGCUGUGUCACGGACAAGCAGCGCUUCACGUUUCAGCAGCACAAGCUACAUGUCCGUCCAGUCAGAGCGGCCAAGAGGAAACAAGAAAAUCAGAAGGACAAGGGAUAUGGAGGGAAAAAAAGAGGGAGGGCUGGAAGGGGAUGAACAAGAUGGAGUAUUUCCGGAGGAGGAAGAAAAAGAGGAGGAGGAGGAGGAGGAGAAAGCAAAGGAGCAAGAAAGUAAUGAAAAAGGGGAAGGGCAAGAGGUGUCAGAGAACUGUGAUAAGGAGGAAAUCAAAGGAUCAGGGCAGGAUGAAAAAGCUCAAGAAGACCAAGCUGAGGAAGGGAAAGAGGAUGACAGUGUCUUUACAUCCAAAAUGCAAAGCAGACAGAUGGGCGCCUCAGGAAAGAACAUGACUAAGAGCACCAGCAUCGGCGGGGAUAUGUACACACUGGAGAAGAAUGAUGGCAGCCAGUCGGACACUGCAGUGGGCACUGUUGGCGGUGGUGGCAAAAAGAGACGCUCCAGCAUCGGUGCAAAGAUGGUCGCCAUCGUGGGUCUCUCGCGAAAAAGCCGUAGCACGUCACAACUCAGCCAAACUGAAGCAGGGGGCAAGAAGCUGCGGAGCACCGUCCAGAGGAGCACUGAGACAGGGCUAGCCGUGGAGAUGAGGAACUGGAUGACCCGUCAGGCCAGCCGGGAGUCGACGGAUGGGAGCAUGAACAGUUACAGCUCUGAGGGAAAUUUGAUUUUCCCUGGUGUGAGGUUGGCUGCAGACAGCCAGUUCAGUGAUUUUCUGGAUGGACUUGGUCCUGCCCAGCUUGUAGGGCGACAGACUUUGGCAACACCAUCAAUGGGAGAUAUCCAAGUGGGAAUGAUGGACAAGAAAGGACAAUUGGAAGUAGAAAUAAUCCGAGCUCGUGGCCUUGUUGUAAAACCAGGUUCAAAGACACUGCCAGCACCAUAUGUAAAGGUGUAUCUAUUAGAAAAUGGAGUCUGCAUAGCCAAAAAGAAAACAAAGGUAGCAAGAAAAACGCUGGAACCGCUUUAUCAGCAACUUCUAUCAUUUGAAGAAAGUCCCCAAGGCAAAGUUUUACAGAUAAUUGUUUGGGGAGACUACGGACGUAUGGAUCACAAGUCCUUUAUGGGAGUGGCACAGAUACUUUUAGAUGAACUGGACCUGUCCAACAUGGUGAUUGGGUGGUUCAAACUCUUCCCUCCUUCUUCGCUAGUAGACCCAACUUUAGCUCCUCUGACUAGAAGAGCUUCCCAAUCAUCUCUUGAAAGUUCAACAGGACCUUCGUAUUCUCGCUCAUAGCAGCUGUGAAACUGUUGUCAUAGCAACCAGCGUUACAAAAAAAAUAAAAUUACAGGUCGCAAACCCUGGUAACACUGCAUGCUUAAUGUUGUGUCUUCUGAGCCUGUUUCUAGGGCUGCAACGCGAUCCUGUGUUCUCAAGGAAGUUGCACACAUUGUGCCCUACAGAAGGCCCUCAGGUGAAGGACUGAAGUCAUGAAGAACUGAUAGGUUUGGAGUUCAGGGACACUCAGUUUUGGUCCAAUCUGAAGCCAUGGACUAAACUAAAAGAAUCAAUCUGUUUCAUGCAACAAAAGUCCUUUUCAAUGGCAUAUCUGUUCUGUUGCUCCCGUUUCUUUAUUUAUCUGCCCUCCCCUCCUAAAGCUUGGUUAUGCCACAGAAAUGGAGUUACCCUCCCAUGAAGCCAUGUUACAAGUCCGUGGAUUAGGAGACAUUGGAAGAAAAGAAGAAUGUAAGGAUGCUGGAAAAGUCAACUGUUGUUUGAAACAGUUGCUUGAGAUCCCAAAACUCUUCAUACUGGAAAGGUUCAAGACUUAAAGCAGCGGGCUUCAUACCUCCAGCUAUAGAUACAGUGAAAACCCAGAUGUGAUGGACUCUGAAAAAUAAAAUUCUGUGGAUAUACUGUACUGUAUGAAAUUAAAGAAACUUUUUUGCAUGGACACAGAUUUAGCUGAACACUUAAAUUAUUUUCUUGGGGCUGCAACUUGCAAAAAAAAAAAAAGAAUAAAUCAGCCAUUUUCAACAAUUUAUAUUAUUUUUAAAAAUAAAUUUCACUAGUGCAUGGUUUUAAAGGGAAGAGAAUGCAACAGGGUGAUACAAAGACACACCACGUUUAUCAUUCUUUAAACCAGUCAUGGUCUGUAUUUUUGCAGACGUAUAUUAAAAAUAAAAAAUAAUUUCUAGCAAAUAUUUAAAAUUCUGUUUAUGUGACAAGAAAUAAGUGUAAUAUAUUAAAUUUAUUUAAAUGUAAAAGGUACAAGCCUUGUAAAGUUCAACAUAAUGUGCAAAUUGUACACUUCUUUUACCUCCUCCUUUCUCUAUCUCUCCUCCCAGUCUCCCUUCUUCCUUUUGCUCUUUUCCCCCUCUACCUCCCAGGAUGAUCAUCAUAUUCUGAAAUGGCUACCUUUUGACUUAUUACGCUCUUAUGCCCCAUAUUUGGUUCAGGGUUGCAGAUUGUUCUGCAUUUCUGAAUUAUUUGAGAAAAAUAUUGUUUAAGAACUUACUUUUUUUCAAGCAUGUUGAAAAGGAUUUUGCAACAUGGCUUGGGAGUACAUUAAUGUAAUUCAGCAUGUAUUUGAUAAAGAAGAUAUUUGAACUUUUUGCAAUUUAUUGUACAGUGCAUGGUAACUUAUUUUCAUUUUUUUCUCACCUUCAAAUUGAAUUCUACAGCAAAAUACUGGAAUCAUGUGGCCAUUGUAAGAUGUCUUCAAUAAAUUUGUUUUCAGCACCAGCAUCUUUCAUUCAAAGGUUGAACUAUCAUUUCUUGAAGGUUUUCGGAAAGAGGAAAAAUCAAGUACCUGGUUGAUUUUUAGGAAAUAAAUUUAAACACUUUUAUUUGCACUAAACCAAAUUAACUGCUACAUUUUUGAGAUUACAAAAGCAACAAAGGUUAAUAAUUCGUACAGUUCUUCUGCUGUAAAGUUCAAUUUUCAUAAACUACAUUUGUGUUGCAAAAGACAUAAGUAAUAUCAGUCUGAAAGAGUCAAAUCUUUGGUUCGUAAAAUAGCCUUAAAGAAAGCUUAUCAGUACCACUCCGACAGCUAUUUGACACCAUUACCAGAACCCUCUCUGCAGUCAAUGGAUCUUCAAACCCCUGGGUUUUGUAGCAGACAGUAACUACCGUUGGGUGGUGCUGCAAGUUCAAGCUUCUCAUUAAAUUGCAUUAUUUAAAGGGAAUGUAACUGGCUAACAUUCAAUAACAAAAUAUCCUUUUUUUCUGGGUCUUUGUAUGCCUUUAAUACCUAUUUAAGGUUUAAUAUUGAAACCUUGCAAUAAUUUUUGAAAUAUACAUUACAUUUACCUUUAAGGCCACACACAAUUAUUCUGAUUUUAUUUGAAAAUCUAUUAAAGUUUCCCAUUAAGAAAUUGUACAUGCCUCAUAAGAGGGCAAAAGUAAUAACAGUAUCACUUAAAAUGCCUUUUACUUUGUGCAAUAUCAUAGAAAUCAAGAUUGUGUCUUGUCUUCAGAGUUUAUAUAAUGGAUUAUUGUUAAGUUAAUGGACAGACUGGUAAAAUUCUAUUUAUUGAAAUAAUUUAGACACCUGUCUACCAGCAGCAAAUAAAUACUACUUACAUGCAGUCUACAAUAUCCCCUAGGAUAUUAAACAAAAAUACAUAACCAUUUUCCUGAUACUGUGAGAUGCGCUCACACAUUCUUGUAUGCAUAGUCCUAUAUAAAUUAUUUCAAAUUUUAAAAUCAAGGACAUGACGCAUGGAAGGUUUGUACAUACUUGUCAUUAUGCAGUAUUUAUUUUAAAAAAAUUAAUGUAUUUUUUUUAAUUUUCACACGUCUGCAACUCUACUUAUGGUUUAGUCAUGUAAAUAGCACUAUUCCAGUGAUCACUGCUGUCUUGUAUAUAGUACGUUUUAAAAAGUUAAAAGGAAUUACAGUUGGGGGGAAAAAAAAAAAAGGGCAGAUUAGGCCUGUAAUGAACACCAACUAAUGUAAAUCAAAACUCAUUCUGGUGAUGGUA